Messenger RNA from Phaeodactylum tricornutum CCAP 1055/1, 2268 nucleotides. RefSeq lists its product with no specific name. Gene Ontology annotation, cellular component: nucleus. The record is from RefSeq and is a predicted model, not a curated record. The coding region runs from base 1 to 2253 and encodes 750 amino acids. Gene Ontology annotation, molecular function: mRNA 5'-cap (guanine-N7-)-methyltransferase activity. Lineage: Eukaryota; Bacillariophyta; Bacillariophyceae; Surirellales; Neidiaceae. Gene Ontology annotation, biological process: 7-methylguanosine mRNA capping. The transcript has a single exon.
AUGCCAUAUCCGACGGGAAAUCCAACCAACAAGCACAUGAUAUCGAGCCCAUCGAUGCCAGCUGAUGGUACAUUGCAGACUUCCUAUGGCUUUUCCAAUACACCAGAUCUUUUCAAGGCUCUCGAAGAUGGGGCACCAUCCAAUUUAAAGCGACUUGGCGAUGUGUACUCAUAUGCCGACGGUCCCAGUCCGCCUCUUAGUCGGGAUUUUCUGGUUGUCGGGUUCGCCGAUACAGCGUUGUCUGUCGUUCGCAAGCUGGUCGGAGACGACGACGACGACACACCGCCAUGUCUACAAAAAUGCUUGAUUAGUUCAAAGCGUAUGGAUGGAUCGUAUGCAAAGAGUCUUCGACCCAAAGACAUGGAGAAUUCGAAAGCCUUUUCCCUCUUUAUGAGGCGAUUGAAGAAAGAAGGUGUCGUGGCAAUAAUUGCGAAGGACAAAUACGAACGCUUCGGUAUUUUAAAGCCGUCAGAGAGCAUACAUCCAGAAGGUGAACUUACAGCCGACGAUUUUUUUGGCAUUUGCUAUGUUGGAAGGGUUGAGCCUAUUAAAGAUUUCCUCGCCAAAGGAAUUCGCGCUGUUGUCGACGAAGCAAUUGUUGACGAAUCUAGCGUCCUUUGGAAACCUACUGGCGUGAUGGCUACCAACAACGGAUUGUGGCAACCUCCUGGAAAUAACGAAGAUACCGGGGCAGAUCCAUUCUCUUGGAAGCCACCUGAUGGUGACACCAACGGUCUAUCCUCGGGAAAUGAUUUUGAGGCCACGUUUCAAAAUACCUGGGAUACUGUAGAAUCCGGAGUUGGCAAUGUUCUGUCUACUAAAAGGAAACGGAAAGACAACGAGGAGCACGGAGGAGCUAAUAACGAGAACGAUUUCCACUCAAACGCGGGUGCAGCGGCAGCAGAUGAGUUUUAUUCCAAACUCACGCGUUCUUUGGACACGCGCGCCGAAUCCCGCCUUUUCCACAUGCGCUCCUUCAACGGAUGGGUCAAAGCAACACAAAUUCAAGAGUUGGAUCCAAGAACUAAGCCUGAUCGAGGUAAGGCGGGUGGUCCAAUGCGGGUGUUAGAUCUCGCGUGUGGGAAAGGCGGCGACUUGGGAAAGUGGGUAUUGCACGCUCGCGGAAUAAGCAAUUACGUGGGAAGUGAUGUGGCUCGAGGAUCGCUGCGUGACGCCGCUGUCCGAGCUCGUCAAAUACGUCAAAAGCUAAAGCGAUGUACAUUUAUUUGUGCAGACUUGGGGUCUGAUGUUCCUGGGAGGCUCAAAUCGCCGAAUUCCAAAUACAUGCAAAAACUGUCAAUGUGGUCGCUCCAAGACGAAUCAGAGCAUGAAACUGGAACACCAGAGUUUAGGAUGCUCCGAGGUGGGGGAAUAGCUUCGAAUGAGAAGUUCGAUGUCAUUUCUAUUCAAUUUGCCAUCCACUACAUGAUGCAGACAAAACAGCGAGCUCAAAGGUUCUUUGAAACUGUCAGCCAGCUUCUUGAAAUUGGAGGGAACCUGAUUGCUACGACAAUUGAUGCUCGGGUCGUUAUAGCCCACUUGAUGAAUCUCGGUCUUGACCUACAUUUUGACGAAAGCAGAAAUAGCACAAUGGAUCAAGAAGCUAUCAUUGAAGUGGGUGGUGGGGCUUGCCGUAUCCAGUUCGAACCCAAAGUAGUGAAACGAAUUUUUCAAUCGCAAGCAGAUAGCUCAACUUGCGUGGAUGAUCUUUUCGGCUUAGAAUAUUCAUUCACUUUGGUGGAAGGCUCUGAUCAUGCUGCGGGAGUAGGGAACGCUGUGAAUUUGCCAGAAUGGUUGACACCCAUACCAGCACUCAAGUGCUUGGCUGCUGAAGCUGGGCUUGAACUGGAAUAUGUUCAGAAUUUUCAUGAGUUCUUCGCUAUUCGAAACGACCCAAAUACUCAUACAGCUGCACAUAGUGCAUUGUACAAUAUGAAAGUUCUGAAUCGAAAUGGAUCUUUGUCGACGGAAGAGUGGGAGAUCAGUCACCUUUACUGCGCUGUAAAGUUUCGCAAGGUUAGUGAAUCGACAAUGAAACUGGACGACAUCGUCGAAGAGGCUGAAGAGGAAGACGAAAUUGCACCUUUGAGAUUAAAGCAGAUCGAUCCUUUGGUCAAAGCAAAGCUAAUGCCUAGAGCUAUGAGAGAAGCAAAGCAGAAUAUCGGAAACGAGGCAUGGCUAAAACUUUCUGCAGAAGAAAAGAAACAUGUUGUUGAUGUCUCCAUAGAAAAGCUGGUACUUGAAUGUGGAUAAUCAAAAAUUACAACU